Molecule: messenger RNA, 624 nt
Organism: Procambarus clarkii (red swamp crayfish)
Lineage: Eukaryota; Metazoa; Arthropoda; Malacostraca; Decapoda; Cambaridae
Product: cuticle protein AMP1A-like
Cellular component (GO): chitin-based extracellular matrix
Molecular function (GO): structural constituent of chitin-based larval cuticle
Source: RefSeq, a predicted model, not a curated record
GACCAAGUCAAGUCAGGUGCCCAAGCCAUGGUGGGGGUAUAUAUAGCCUGUCCCUGGCAGCAGGCAGCCAUCCUCAGCCGAUCUUCACACCGUCAACAUGAAGCUUACGCUCCUCAUCUGCCUGGUCGCCGUGGCCGCCGCCGCCCCAGAUAAAGACGCUACGACAUUGCUGGACGAGCGAAGUGACUCCGGAGACGGGAACUUCCGCUACAACUUCCAAACCAGCAACGGAAUCUCCGCCCAGAAGACUGGAACCCCGGGCUCCGAGGGCCAGAGCAACUAUGAGGGCUCCUUCAAAUUCACCCUUGAAGACGGCACCGUCGCUGAGGUCCGCUACAUCGCCGACGAGAACGGAUACCGACCCGAGUCUGACUUGCUGCCCACGCCCCACCCCCUACCUGCCCACGUCCACGAACUCCUCCGCAUCGCUGAAGAACAGCGCCGACAGGGCAUCACCUUCGACAAAUAGUUACAAGGUCGACCUGAUCCUCGACCUUUCUGUAACUUACUGACCUUCCUGUAUAUAAUGAACUCGUGACCGCAGCUUUGGGGUGUCCUCCAGCGCGUCAGACCCUAGACACAAUCAAACGUCAUCACAAGUGUACAAUAAAUGUAAUAUUUGCC